Rhopalosiphum maidis (corn leaf aphid) is the source of this 2124-nucleotide messenger RNA. RefSeq names its product vacuolar protein sorting-associated protein 62. The coding region runs from base 471 to 1730 and encodes 419 amino acids. The record is from RefSeq and is a predicted model, not a curated record. The transcript is spliced from 5 exons. NCBI's taxonomy places the organism in Eukaryota, Metazoa, Arthropoda, Insecta, Hemiptera, Aphididae.
UGCAGCGGCCCAGUCGUGCCGGUACCUCCGAUCACGCGAUAUAUACUCUCUCAGACGACAUAUCAAUAUUAUUAUUUUUUACUCAUUAUUUCGCGAAAAUUCCUAGUAAAAAAAUACCGAUAUCCGAAAUAAUAUACGUUUGCCAGUCCGGUCGAAUUUUCGCGUGCACGUCAUACCGCCGCGACCAUACUAUAUAAUAAGACUAAGCAAUCCAAUUAUAGUUUACGAUAUUAUCUAACAUUAUUACAACCGUCACAGAUCGUUCUGUAAUCUAUACACAUAGACUCGAUCGCGACCUUACCGCCGCGCCACCGGAAUCGCGUAACGGAAAUCGCACGGUUUAUCAUAUAAACAUUAUAAUUAUAUUAUCGUGCCCAAGACGCGAUCGCCGCGACCGAUGUGAACUGUACUGGCUAUGACUUUGGUCGUCAGCCGCCGCGGUUGGUUCAGUGGUGGCGGCGGCGGUCUUGAUGGACCGGAUAGGGUACGCGUCCGCGUUUUUGCGGAUCGGCGGCGGCGGCGUCGAGGUCGGCGGUCCGUUGCUGCUCCUGCUGCUCCUCCAGCUACCUUGGUUAUCGGUUGGGACGACGACGACGAUGACGAUGACGAUGGGCGAUCGUUGGCGACCACAGAGAUUUGGCGGCAGUGUCGUCGAAGACCGCGAUGAACGGUUGCAGGACAACGAGAUUGUCGAAGACCAUCGCCCUAAGCCGUCGGUUCCUCUCGCACCCGUUGAACCCCUCUUCGACUAUGCGGCUUCCCUAUACAUGGAGAAGAUGGUUCGCCGCUGGGCUCCGCUUAUAUGGUUGGCACCUGACGAACAAUUCCUUCCUGGUUCCGUGACCGAUUUCUUGAAUCACGUUACGCCUAAGCCACGUAGCCUGCCUGGCGACGUGCUACAGCAACACUCUAAAGUGCCCAUGGGCCCGGAUUCGCAGUCGUGGUUUUUAGUCACCAAGUCUGAAGUUGAACAACUAUUGGAAAACACGACUUCCAUAUUAUACGGACAGAAUCCGAACACUACCACCGUUCCCAUCUACGCCCACGUCACUCAAUGUGGUCGUAAAAAUUUUCACGUGUCGUAUUGGCUGUUCUUUCCGUUCAGUCAAGGAAAGCCGAUAUGCACACUGGACAUGGGCGUGCUUGGCCCGCUCCCCUUGCCAGUCUUCAACAACCGAUGUUUUGGCACCCUUAAAGAAUUCGGCAGUCAUGUGGGUGACUGGGAACACAUGAGUCUCAUGUUUAACGGCUACGAUGAACCAGAAGAAAUGUACGUGUCUGUGCACGAUGCAGGCGCAUUUUACCGAUUCGACCGGAAUCGUCGGAAGUUCGUAUUCAACCGACAAGAAGUGCGUAAAGGUUUUUUGCAAAAACCUAAGUUUCCCGAAGUGGUGCACUUGACAGAUGAGGGUAAUCACCCGGUGUUGUUCGCGGCCAAGGGAUCUCACGGUCUAUGGACCGCUCCAGGAAAACACAAAUACGUGCGUAUACCACGGUUGUACGACGACAGCGGUUACGGUUUUCCGUGGAAAACUUGGCUGAAGGUCGACGUGUUGAACUCGUCGAAAAAACUUCCCAUUUGGAUGCAAUAUUACGGUAAAUGGGGAAACCAGCACAGCAAAUGUCAUCCGCUCUCCAAAAUGGGCUUACAGAUCUGUCAGUUUACCGACGGGCCGACAGGUAUACCAAUGAAGCCGCACGAUUUCCAAUGUCAAAACGCGACCAACUAACCAUGGUAUCGUACUGGCUGGAAGAGAAAUUCGCUGGAUGGCCGCCGCGAUGAAUAUCAACCAUGACCUAGCCGACUUUCAAGCGAUGGAACGUGUUUUAGGUCAAUGUGUAUCACUGUUACAUCUUACAUUGUAUUGUUAUUGUUAUUAUUAUUAUUAUUUAACUACACUAUAUAAACGUGAUGGGUCUCAGUAGUUUUAAGGAUCUAAAAAAUCGAUAUUGCGUAUUAUGCGAUUAACGUUUUUGAGUGAAAGUAGGACUUCCUGAUCAUCGAAUUUCCUAAGACAAUUUGGUUUUUUUUUUUACAUAUAAAUUAUUCACUUGCAUAUUGUUUUAUAGCGUGUAAAUGAUCAUCAAUGUCUGUGUUAUGUAAAUAAAAGUAAUGAACAUUUA